AUGGUUGUCAGCUUUCAGCUCAGCCUUCUACGCCUCCUUGUUGGCCUCGUGGGUCACAAGGCUCGGUCUGCCCUCGAUACCCCUGGCAGAGCUGCUGUUAUACCCACGGUUUUAUAUGCAGAGAGUGCAGCGCUACAAAGGAUGCAGAGAUGCGAGAGUAUGGUGAAAGACGGUACUCCAGGAACUGCGACCUGGGGCCGUCGAUUGCUUCCAGGCACUCACCAUCACACCCAUCAAUAUCAAACAGACAUCCACUUGGAACAGCUUGGAACAGCUUGGAACCACGGAGCAGCAAACAUGUACAUCCACAAGAUCUCUGCCCUCGUCGCCCUCUCUGCCGUCGCCCUGGCAGCACCGUCACCCCCGUCAACCUCCGUCGCGAUCAGCAGGACUCGAGACCAUCUCGACGUCCCCUCAAAAGACCUCCCCGCGCGCAGAAAGCCGCUCCACGGACGCGAUAACUGCCUCUCCACCGGCGAUGUGUGCACCUACAACCACGAGUGCUGCACCUACUUUUGCUCGCGUUCACCCAACGGUCGACACUGCAAAGAGCAGUAA
This is a messenger RNA of Microsporum canis CBS 113480, 558 nucleotides long. RefSeq lists its product as uncharacterized. NCBI's taxonomy places the organism in Eukaryota, Fungi, Ascomycota, Eurotiomycetes, Onygenales, Arthrodermataceae. Bases 1 to 558 code for a protein of 185 amino acids. The record is from RefSeq and is a predicted model, not a curated record. The transcript has 2 exons.